GGCUGGGGACUCCCGGGCUGGAGAUAUAAGCCAGCGCUCGGCAGAUAGUGCACUAUCUGUGCAGACAGGACGGGAGACCGCGGUGUCGUUUAGCAGAGCAGAACCGAGUUGAGAAGGUCAGGCUCAUCUAGAGGGUGUCGGCGGAAACAUGGAGAAACGACUCACAUAUGAAGAUUGUCAGUACACUGCAGAAUGGCUUCUGUCCCACACCAAGCACCGACCUCAAGUGGCAGUGAUCUGCGGUUCUGGGUUAGGAGGUUUGACUAAUAAAUUAACUCAGACCCAGAUCUUUGACUACAGUGAGAUACCAAACUUCCCCCAAAGUACAGUGCAAGGUCAUGCUGGUCGACUGGUGUUUGGGUUCCUGAAUGACAGAGCCUGUGUGAUGAUGCAGGGCAGGUUCCACCUGUAUGAAGGCUACCCGCUCUGGAAGGUGACAUUCCCAGUGAGGGUUUUCCAGCUUCUGGGUGUGCACACCCUCGUGGUCACCAAUGCAGCUGGAGGGCUCAACCCCAAGUUUGAGGUUGGAGACAUCAUGCUAAUCCGCGAUCACAUCAACCUACCUGGUAUUUGCGGUGAGAACCCUCUCAUAGGGCCCAAUGAUGAAAGGUAUGGAGUUCGUUUUCCUGCCAUGUCCGAUGCCUAUGACCGGGAGAUGAGGCAGAAGGCUCAUAGUACCUGGAAACAAAUGGGAGAGCAGAGAGAGCUACAGGAAGGCACCUACGUUAUGGUGACGGGCCCCAGCUAUGAGACUGUGGCAGAGUCUCGUCUGCUGCAGCAACUGGGUGCAGAUGCUGUUGGCAUGAGCACAGUACCAGAAGUUAUAGUUGCAAGGCACUGUGGACUUCGAGUCUUUGGCUUCUCCCUCAUCACGAACAAGGUCAUCAUGGAUUAUGAAAGCCUUGAGAAAACAAACCAUGAGGAAGUACUAAAGACCGGGAAACAAGCUGCGCAGAAAUUGGAGCAGUUUGUCUCCAUUCUUAUGACUAGCAUUCCACUGCCUGACCAUGCUAGUUAACCAGCCCUGGGGUGGUCUGGCUUCUCCCUUAUGGUUUCCAAGUAGUUGCUACCUACUUUGCUGGGGUCACAUGCCUCUGUCCUUACGCAGUAGCAGAAAAGAGAGGAAGAUUUUUAUAUUUCCCUUUCCCACUUCUCCCACCAGAUUCUUCUGGUGCUGGGUCCUCUUUUGCUCAAUUGUCUUCUCAAAACAGUGUCCACCUCUAUUCUUUCACAAGAGCUGGAGCUCAAGCCAAGCCCUACUACACAUCCAUAGAUAUUUGAUGUUGGCUGUUGAACUUGACACAGUAGAAGUCGAUGCUAGCUUUUUGAGAUGAUGUUCUCACAUUCCUGGGGACUCAGUUCUGCCUCCCCCAAAGUACUGGAAACCACACAAGGACCAGCCCAAUACCUUUUAUACUUUUAAUGCUUUAUAUUUUGAAAAUAAAGAGAAAGAUGAAAUAA
Molecule: messenger RNA, 1461 nt
Organism: Pteropus alecto (black flying fox)
Lineage: Eukaryota; Metazoa; Chordata; Mammalia; Chiroptera; Pteropodidae
Gene: PNP
Product: purine nucleoside phosphorylase
Exons: 6
Coding region: 149-1018 (289 amino acids)
Biological process (GO): nucleoside metabolic process
Cellular component (GO): cytoplasm
Molecular function (GO): purine-nucleoside phosphorylase activity
Source: RefSeq, a predicted model, not a curated record